Molecule: messenger RNA, 1680 nt
Organism: Durusdinium trenchii
Lineage: Eukaryota; Dinophyceae; Suessiales; Symbiodiniaceae
Source: the annotation of a GenBank genome assembly
AGCGCUUGGCUCAAAGUCAAUUGCGCCCAUGAGAGGGAACCACCAAGUUCAGGCUUCAGCAUCAGGCCGUGCAGACUAUAGGAUGAGGUGAUGUUUGGCCCAGGCGCCAAAUUCCCACCCUUCCCAGGGGCCAUUGCUCCUGGCUUUGCGCCUGUCCUACCCAUCAUCCGCCCAGCCGGCUGCGGCCCCUGCGCCACCAAUGGGCUGCCACCGAGCGGAUUGGGUCCGGGCCCCCGCCCUGUGGGUCUUGUGAGUCCCAUGGGUCCUGGACAUGGCGGACCAGGCCCAGGACCUGGAGGCCCAGGCCCAGGACCUGGAGGCUCAGGCCCAGGACCUGGAGGCCCAGGCCCAGGACCUGGAGGCUCAGGUCCAGGACCUGCUGUCCCAGCAGGUCCGGGCGUGGCGUCCGGAGGCAACAAACCCCAGGAUGUAUUGCUGCUGAUACGACAAGGCGUGGCCAAGCAGGAUCGCACAGCAGUGAAGAAUGCCUUGCAGUUGGCUCACCAGCUUGGAACCCCCAUCGAGCCACCCAUUUUGGAGAUGCUGAAGAAAUGGUUGGGGGAAGAGGCCUUCAACGCAGCCACUGGGAAGGCCAGCGCGCCACCGGCCGAUGCUGCGAACGCUAAGCAGCGAGAUUUGGCAAGUCCGCCUCGAGCAUCUCAACCACCUUUGGUUUUGAUCCGUGAAGGUGUCGCCGCGCAGAACAAGGAGGCGGUGCUCUCCGCCUUGAGGACGGCGGUGGAGCAGGACACGCAGAUCGACGUACCGGUGCUGGAGAUGCUGAGGAAGUGGCUGGGAGAGGACGAUGAGGCCCUUCAGACGUUGGCCAAGCGUCGUGGCAUUCUCCUGGGGCCCAAGAAUGAAGCCAUCGCAGCGUCCACCGUCAAGGCCUCUGCGCCUGCUCCGCCGGACAACGUCGAGGCAGCGACGGCGGCACCCGUGCCACCAGGAUUGCAGGAGGCGAAGGCCAAGGCGCCACCCGCCACACCGGCACCCACCCCAGCGACCACGGCAGCACCGGCAGUACUGGCAGCACCGGUGCCUGCGAAGCCCGCAGCGCCCGUGAAGCCCGCAGCGCCCGUGAAGCCCGCAGCGCCCGUGAAGCCCGCGGCGCCCGUGAAGCCCGCGGCGCCGGCGCAGCCCGUGAUUCGCAAAGGCCCGGUCUUGAAGACGACCGCAGCUGAGCCACCACCACCUGACCUUGACGCGUCGUUUGAUGCCUUUCUUCAGGAGUUGGAUACAGCUCAAGUGGAGGAGCCCGAGCCUAAGCGGCAGAAGGUGGAGACCAAAGAGGCGGAGCUUGAGUCGAAGGCAAAGGAGGAAUCAUCCAAGACUGAGGCAUCCCCCACCUCGCCGCGGCCCACGCCAGCCGCUGCGAAGCCGCGGCCGGCGUUGCGGAGGCCGCCCGAGCCAGCACGGCCAACAAAGGAUGAAUGGGGCCGCGAAGUGGCUCCGGAAGGCAGCGACCAAGAGAAGGAAGCAUGGCAGUACCUGCAGGAAGCAAGGGCUGCUGCGAAAGCGAGUGUCUGGGGCGCUGGGAACUUCAUCGACUUCAACAGCUUCAAAUGACCAAGUUGACCAAGGCCGGUCCGGAUGUUGUCGCUGGGCGAAGCAUGGCGAAGUGAGUCGACGACAUGACACCGUUAAGCGACGUUUCAAGCCGAAGGGUUUCAUGACAAG